ACAGUGGUGCACACUUGUAAUCUUGAUACUUGGAAGAUGGAGGCAGGAUGAUCAAGAGUUAUAUACAGUUUGGGUUACAUGAGACUGUCUCAAAGAAGGAUGAACUUCGACAUACACAUUCUCCCUAUAAUUUCAUCAUUUGCAAUAAGUUAUACACAUUUAUUAUUAUUAUUAUUCAGUCCAAAUUCCAGGUACCCAGUUCCUAAAGUCCUUGGAAUGUCAGAAAUGAUAAGUAUCUUUUUGUAUGCUAAUGAUGACAGUUGGCUGGGGUUCCAGGAUAGCUUCCAGAUGGGGGGUUGGUUGCCAGGGGAACCAACUUGUGAUUUAAAGGGUUUCAGAAAUUAUUUGUUUACCGUCUAGUGCAUUUAAGAUACUUCAUAAGCCUGGAGGGGGACAUCUAUUAUUAACAAGCAUUAUUUUCCAGUGCUUCCAAACAUUGCACUUGCUAGAUCUUUACACUCCCCUGACCUCAUGCAUCUUUGGAGGCCUACAGCUCCGCUAUCCCUCCUCAUUCCUCAAGGCUCUGCUUCAGCCCUUGCAAUUCUUUCUCCCAAAUGCCUUACAAAUGAAGCCUCCCUUAGUCAUCCCAGUCUGUACUACUUGUCUGACUAUCUAUCAGUUUGCCAAUGAAUCUCAUGACCUAAGCAGUCACUGAGUUUAAGCAGCUGAACUGUUGUUGUAGACACUAAUAUAUAUUACUUUGAAUCUGGGUCAGAUUUUCAUUGACUAUCCCACUGUGCCAGAUAGGAAGACCUGACUUCAUACUGCUACUUAAGCAGCCCACCAACCCUUUGAAACACACUUAUUAUAUCUACAAAUGAUAGGUGAUUUAUGCAAGGCCACAGUGGCUGGCUGAGCUGGGAAUUUGACCUAGUUGUAAUUUCAUAUACUGCACCCUUGGAGGAACCUCCCUCUCCCCACUCUGACACACGUGCCAGCCCCAAAGGCUUACCGGAGAGCCCUGGCAAGCCCAGAGAGAGAAGAUUCUCAGAUCCGGUUCAGUGAGGCUGACUUCAGUCGAGUUGGGUUGGGUGUGCUUCAAUGCCGCAGCUCAGGGUCCUUGCAAGCCAAGUGCCCCUUAUAUUCAGCGGGAGGAGAAGCCAGUAACGUCAUAGGAUCCCAGCCCCAAGCCCUCUCCCUACACAUGACACACAACAAAAUAUACAUACUGAAGAGUUGAAAAUCACUAGCAACCUGUUAGGUUCAUAAACACUUGGGUCAUAAACACUUGGUCCUUGAGCCUCAGCCAAUCCCGGAAGAUACCUUACCUUUCCUGGAUCAAUCAUAAUGUUCCAACGACCCGUGUGGAAUGUCUCAAAGCCCCAGGAGCGUUGCCUAAGGAGCCUCUAAUUGUGCUGUGGAGGUUUUCUUUCUCAGAUUAGACCAUUAAAGACUAGGAGUAAAUGUGUUUGCUCCCACCCCCACCUCUGAGGCAUUGAAUUCAGCACUCAACCACUAAGCCAGAUCUCCAUCGGUCCCAAGGAUUUUACUCGUGUUUCUUUGGUAGACGUAGCUUUAUAGCAGCUCUUUAACAAGUGCAUUCUUUUCUUAAGUUUCUACAAUCUUCUGCGGUUUCCUAGGAAUUCCUAGCCUAAAAAGGACCUACUUCAUGCAUGAGCUUCACACUUCCUCUUUCUUGUGCAUUUGAAUGAAGUAUAGUACCUAUGGGAGGCCAGACCUUAAAACAACAGGCCAGGUUUUAUCAGAAUGAAUGGUGACUCAAUGCUAAGUCUGAUGCUCCAAACUUCAGCUUAGUCAUCAGCAAAAUGGAAUUAAAAGGGUGGGGCUGCAGCUCAUUGGUAUAAUCUUGGCACUGGGGAGACCUACAGGAUUGAUCCCCAUCACUAUCAAUUUUAAAAAGUUUCGCUCCUUCAAUAUUUAAAUAUUCAUAAUUUCAUAUUUAAUAUUAAUAGGCAGGUGGAGAGAUGCUACAAAUACAUUGUGGCCUAGGAAUCUACUCGGGGUUAAUGAUCGGUGUACAGGUGGUUUGAAACUGUCUUCCAUUUUCUUGCUGUCUGUAUUAGAGAGUGAGAGCAGAGGCAGCAGUCGGGGCUGUUGAUAGUCUUGCAAGGUCCUGAAGGAUUUCAUGCAGACAAACGUGCUCAGGGAGAAGACACAGUGAGAUGGAGACUUGGUGCUAUUUGCCCCUCCAGCCUUCACACAAACCCAAUUCUCUUUAUUCACUCCCCUCCCCAGUGCUGCGAAUGUUUGCUGAUUCUGACUAAUCUUGCAUAAAGGUAGAAAAUACCCAUGGGAUCUGUGGUCAGGAAGCUUUUAAUUGUCUUUUGACCACCAGAGAGGCAAAUGGUUAAAGGCUAUCCCUCUUUUCUCACUCCCGGCCAUGCCCUGCUUGUUUUUUUUGGUUGGGAAGCAGUCUCAGGCCAAAAGCGACCAAUGUUGCAAAGCCAUGUGACUGGUGACUGACGGUGUGCGUGUGCGUGUGUGUGCGUGUGUGUGUGCCCGCGUGUACACAAGCGAGUGUGUUGGUAUUGAAAGACCCCCGAAGGGAGACCCUCACUCAAGUCUCGGGAACGUCGCGCACCCAGUGGGACACAGAGACCGGACUUUGUGAUCACACGAGGAAUUUUUAUUGAAAGCGAGACAGAACGAGAGCUCAGGCCAGCAUGCUGGGGUCGAGACUCAUACACCAAGCAAGGAGUAGAGGAGUUUCGACCCCGGCCUGAAAUUUUACAGAGCUUAUAAAGGCAAAAACCACAAACCAGGGGGAGGAAAAGGGGAAAUUUUAAAACCAUAAAUUUUCUUAACAGCUAGGUGAUGUGCUACCUUAGGCAACGCUCCUGGGGCUUUGAGACAUUCCACACGGGUCGUUGGAACAUUAUGAUUGAUCCAGGAAAGGGAGAGGGCUUAGGGCUGGGAUCCCAUGACGUUACUGGCUCCUCCUCCCGGUGAAUAUAAGGGGCGCUUGGCUUGCAAGGACCCUGAGCUGCGGCAUUGAAGCACACCCAACCCAACUCGACUGAAGUCAGCCUCACUGAACCGGAUCUGAGAAUCUUCUCUCUCUGGGCUUGCCAGGGCUCUCCGGCGCAUCUCCCAAUUUCAGAGACCGAAGCCCCGCCUCACUGCUGGUGCUCACUGGUCAUCGUAGCCUAGCCGGAGGAGGUGGGGAACAUUUGCUUUCUCCGAGGGCAAAGAAGGCUCAGGUGGAUCGCCGGGGCUUGGUGAGAAGGGAUAAGAUUGAGAACCUAGCUAGCAUCCUCUUCAAUUCCAACUAGAAUGCUGUGGCAGGCACUUCGAAGAUUUGGUCAAAAGCUGGUGCGGAGACGUGUGUUGGAGCUGGGUAUGGGUGAGACCCGCCUUGCCAGAUGCCUGAGCACCCUCGACUUAGUGGCUCUGGGUGUGGGCAGCACAUUAGGUGCAGGUGUGUAUGUCCUGGCUGGAGAGGUGGCCAAAGAUAAAGCAGGACCAUCCAUUGUGAUCUGCUUUUUGGUGGCUGCUCUGUCCUCUGUGUUGGCUGGACUGUGUUAUGCUGAAUUUGGUGCCCGGGUCCCCGGCUCUGGUUCUGCAUAUCUCUACAGUUAUGUCACCGUAGGUGAACUCUGGGCCUUCACCACCGGCUGGAAUCUCAUUCUCUCCUACGUCAUUGGUACAGCCAGUGUGGCCCGGGCUUGGAGCUCUGCUUUUGACAACCUGAUUGGAAACCACAUCUCUCGGACUCUGAAGGGGACCAUCUUGCUGAAGAUGCCUCAUGUUCUUGCAGAAUAUCCAGAUUUCUUUGCCUUGGCCCUUGUGUUGCUGCUCACUGGAUUGCUGGUUUUAGGGGCAAGUAAAUCAGCCCUGGUUACCAAAGUGUUCACAGGGAUGAACCUUUUGGUUCUCAGCUUUGUCAUCAUCUCUGGCUUCAUUAAGGGAGAACUGAGAAACUGGAAGCUCACGAAAGAGGACUAUUGCUUGACCAUGAGUGAAUCCAACGGCACUUGUAGCUUGGACUCUAUGGGCUCUGGAGGUUUCAUGCCUUUUGGCUUGGAAGGGAUUCUCCGUGGCGCUGCUACCUGUUUCUAUGCCUUCGUUGGUUUUGACUGUAUUGCAACCACCGGAGAAGAGGCUCAGAAUCCCCAGCGCUCCAUCCCCAUGGGUAUUGUGAUCUCGAUGUUCAUCUGCUUUUUGGCUUACUUUGGUGUGUCUUCAGCACUUACCCUCAUGAUGCCUUACUACAAGCUUCAUCCUGAGAGCCCUCUGCCUGAAGCAUUUUCCUAUGUUGGCUGGGAGCCUGCCCGCUACUUGGUGGCUAUUGGCUCCCUCUGUGCACUUUCUACUAGCCUUUUGGGCUCUAUGUUUCCUAUGCCUCGGGUGAUGUAUUCAAUGGCAGAAGAUGGCCUCCUGUUCCGUGUCCUUGCUAAGGUUCACAGUGUCACACAUAUACCCAUUGUGGCCACCUUGGUAUCUGGUGUUAUUGCAGCAUUCAUGGCAUUCCUCUUUGAACUCACUGACCUCGUGGACCUCAUGUCAAUCGGGACUCUGCUUGCUCACUCCCUGGUGUCCAUUUGUGUUCUCAUCCUCAGAUAUCAGCCUGAUCAGGAAAUGAAGAGUGUUGAAGAGGAAAUGGAAUUGCAAGAGGAGACACUUGAAGCAGAGAAGCUGACUGUCCAGGCUCUAUUUUGUCCUGUCAACUCCAUCCCCACACUCCUUUCUGGCCGAGUUGUCUAUGUUUGCUCCUCACUGCUUGCCGUACUACUAACUGUUCUUUGCCUGGUGCUGACCUGGUGGACAACUCCACUUCGUUCUGGAGACCCAGUGUGGGUCACAGUGGUUGUGCUGAUCCUGGGGCUCAUUCUUGCAAUUUCUGGGGUCAUCUGGAGACAGCCACAGAACCGCACUCCCCUUCACUUUAAGGUGCCUGCUGUUCCUCUACUCCCACUGGUGAGCAUCUUUGUGAAUGUUUACCUGAUGAUGCAAAUGACAGCUGGCACUUGGGCCCGAUUUGGGAUCUGGAUGCUGAUUGGAUUUGCUAUCUACUUUGGCUAUGGGAUCCAACACAGUAUGAAAGAAGUUAAGAAUCAUCAAACUCUACCCAAAACAAGGGCCCAAACUAUAGACCUUGAUCUCACAACUUCCUGUGUUCACAGCAUUUGACCUAACCAUACCUAAUUGUUGUCUUGUUCUCCUAUACAAUAAUGGAGAGUACUCUUGACCCCACGAAGAGCUGGGCCUCUCAUGUGGUGUUAGUGACGGAUAUGAAAUAAUGCUCUGUAUUUCUUGUGAAAUGAUGGCUAUGUCUUUGCUGUUUCUCAUUUGUUUUUAACUUGUAUACUUUGAAAUAGUCUCUGUAGUUGUUUCCUGGCUUUGAAAAAAAUGUUAUUAAAGGAAAAUUGUAAAAAAAAAACCAAAAAACCUGUCCUGUUCUUUGCUUACUAGAGAUUAUAUAAAGCUUAGCUUUAAGACUGGGAAA
This is a messenger RNA of Mus musculus (house mouse), 5407 nucleotides long. It is a transcript of the gene Slc7a3, whose product is annotated as solute carrier family 7 (cationic amino acid transporter, y+ system), member 3. Gene Ontology annotation, molecular function: transmembrane transporter activity; L-ornithine transmembrane transporter activity; L-lysine transmembrane transporter activity. The record is from RefSeq and is a predicted model, not a curated record. Gene Ontology annotation, biological process: amino acid transport; transmembrane transport; L-arginine import across plasma membrane. NCBI's taxonomy places the organism in Eukaryota, Metazoa, Chordata, Mammalia, Rodentia, Muridae. The transcript has 14 exons. Gene Ontology annotation, cellular component: membrane; plasma membrane. The coding region runs from base 3235 to 5091 and encodes 618 amino acids.